ACAUGAUGCACUCAUUGCGUUUCCAUUAAACGUAACCUUAAGAGAGGAGUUGGGGUAACAAUAAGAUAUUGUUCUUGUCUGUUUUCUCUGUUUUUAAUGCAUUCCCCUCCCUCCUUGUGAUUAUUGUUUGUGGUUGUCUUUUCCAUUGAUCAAGCAGAACUAUAGAUUUAUGUAAAGAUAAAAAAGACAAAUAAGAUGAGAGAGAUAAUAAGCAUUCAUAUCGGACAAGCUGGAAUUCAAGUUGGUAAUUCAUGUUGGGAGCUAUAUUGCCUUGAACAUGGCAUUCAACCUGAUGGGAAAAUGCCCAGUGAUGCCCCAAACGAAGAACAUGAUGCUUUUAACACCUUCUUCAGUGAAAUUGGAUCUGGCCAGUUUGUUCCUAGGGCUUUAUUUGUUGAUUUGGAGCCAAGUGUAAUAGAUGAAAUAAGAAUCGGUGCAUAUAGACAACUUUUCAAUCGGGAGCAGUUAAUUUCUGGCAAGGAAGAUGCUGCUAAUAAUUUUGCAAGGGGACAUUACACAGUUGGAAAAGAAGUUGAAGAACUAUGCCUUGAUCGUAUCAGAAAGUUAGCUGAUAAUUGUAGUGGCUUGCAAGGAUUCUUGGUUUUCAAUGCUGUUGGUGGUGGCACUGGCUCUGGUUUGGGAUCAUUACUUUUGGAACGAUUAUCUGUGGAUUAUGGGAAGAAGUCAAAACUUGGCUUUGUCAUUUUUCCUUCUCCUCAGGUAUCUACUGCAGUUGUUGAACCUUACAAUACUGUACUUUCCAACCAUUCACUUAUUGAGCAUAGUGAUGUAGUUGUGCUUUUGGACAAUGAAGCAAUAUAUGAUAUCUGCAGAAGAUCAUUAGACAUAGAAAGACCAACUUAUAGAAACUUGAACCGCUUGAUCUCUCAAAUCAUCUCUUCACUAACCACUUCCUUGAGAUUUGAUGGUGCCAUCAAUGUAGACAUUUCUGAGUUCCAGACUAACCUCGUGCCGUAUCCUCGUAUCCAUUUCAUGCUUUCGUCUUACGCGCCUGUAAUAUCUUCCGCGAAGGCCUACCAUGAGCAGUUAUCGGUGCCUGAGAUCACAAGAGCUGUGUUUGAGCCAUCUAGUAUGAUGGUCAAGUGUGACCCGAGACAUGGGAAGUACAUGGCAUGUUGCCUCAUGUACCGAGGAGAUGUUGUUCCCAAAGAUGUAAAUGUUUCUGUUUCAAAUAUCAAGACUAAGCGCCAAGUUCAGUUUGUUGACUGGUGCCCUACUGGUUUCAAGUGUGGAAUCAACUACCAGCCUCCAACAGUGGUUCCCGGAGGUGAUCUUGCCGAGGUGAAGCGAGCAGUAUGUAUGAUAAGCAACAACACAGCUGUAGCUGAGGUUUUCUCUCGCAUCGAUCACAAAUUUGAUCUCAUGUAUACAAAGAGAGCAUUCGUGCACUGGUAUGUGAGUGAAGGAAUGGAAGAAGGUGAGUUCUAUGAAGCCCGUGAGGAUCUUGCGGCUCUCGAAAAGGAUUAUGAAGAGGUUGGGGAAGAUGGCGUAGAUGCAGACGUUGAAGAUUACUGAGCUCCCUACAUUCUCUGUGAUGUGUAAUCUAUGUCCUUGUCAGUUGUUCUUAUAAACCUUUUGUUGUAUAAUAUGUCUAUUUUUAUUAUGGUUUAAAAUUGCGGUUGUGUCAUGAUCUCUGAAAUUGUGGUUAAAUAUAUCUAAUGUGAGGUCAUAAAAUAGGUGCAUGUUGUGAGCACAAUUGCCCUUGUGGAGCACAAUGCAUGUAAAACCGUGGUUCUUAUGAUUGGAGUGUUGAAAUAAUUAUCAAAUUCAAUUACAAUGAAAAUGUAUUGUUAUCGUGAA
This is a messenger RNA of Lotus japonicus, 1821 nucleotides long. Its product is annotated as tubulin alpha-5 chain-like. NCBI's taxonomy places the organism in Eukaryota, Viridiplantae, Streptophyta, Magnoliopsida, Fabales, Fabaceae. The record is from RefSeq and is a predicted model, not a curated record. Gene Ontology annotation, cellular component: cytoplasm; microtubule. Gene Ontology annotation, biological process: mitotic cell cycle; microtubule cytoskeleton organization. Bases 196 to 1536 code for a protein of 446 amino acids. The transcript is spliced from 5 exons. Gene Ontology annotation, molecular function: GTP binding; structural constituent of cytoskeleton.